AUGCUAAAUUGCGUUGAAGAAGAUGAAGAUACUUGUCUACAAUGUGAAGUUGGGUAUCAGUUAGAUCCAGUUUCGAAAGGAUGUGUUGAAGGGAAUGAUGGAUGUCUUUAUUAUGAUACAAAUGGAAAGUGUAAAGAGUGUUAUUUCAAUCAUUUACUGGUGAAUGAGAAAUGCACAAAAUGUGAGAAUGUGGAUCAUUGCAUUAAUUAUGAUGGUGAUUGUAAGUGUAAUGCAUGCCCCUUGAAUUAUUACCUCACUGCACAGAAUACGUGUGAAACCAAAGAUAAGUAUUGCACUGGAUUUAAUCCGGAUAUACCAACUCAAUGUGAUAUGUGUAUUAGUGGAUUUUAUUUAAAUAUAACGACAUACACAUGUGAACAAGGUAAUAUAAAAAAUUGCAUGAUCUAUGGUGUUUCAAUUGAUGGAGUUGUUUCGUGUUCCCAAUGUAUUAUUGAUUACAUAAAAAUGGAUGAUAACAAUUGUAAACCACUUCAUGAAGUUUUUGGAGAACAUUGUAUUUAUGGAGAAAAUAACAUAAAGUGUGAAAGUUGUGACGAUGGGUACUACGUAUCUGGAAAGGAAUGUAAAAAUUGCAUUGACCAUUGUCUUGUUUGUUCUGCUGCUGAUGAGUGUACGAUGUGUGAAGCCGCUUAUGUUUUUGAUCCUUCAACCAAAAAAUGUGAAGCAUGUACAUCUGGAUGUCAUUCGUGUGUACCCGAAAAUGGUAAAACAACUUGUAGAGAGUGUUUACCAGAGUACAUUUUACAAAAGGAUGGCACUUGUCUCAAAAGUCCAAACGAAGCUUACAAGUGCAAUGAAGCAGCCACCACCGAAACGGAUUGUAUAUCUUCUGGACAAAAUUGCAAAUUUGAGACAAUCAAUACAAAGACGUUCCUUUGUACAUACAAAGGAAGUAAUUGUACUACUUGGGAUGUUUCCAAUGUAUGUACCAAAUGUUCAGAUAUCACAUUUAAAGUCAAUACAGAUAAUUCAAAAGUAUGUAUUCCUCUCACAAACAAUUGUAAGACAUACACAUCCGGUCUUUCAGGAAUAGUAAAAUGUGUAGAAUGCAGUGAUGGUUAUUUCAUGAAUGAAGACUUUACAUGUUCGAAGUGUGGUGAAAUGUGUUCAGAGACGUGUGAGUAUAAAGACAACUAUUGUGAUGAUUAUACAUGUUCGGAUUUCUUAUGUGAAAAUUGUAAUAAAAACAAAGGAGUAUGUGAGAAGUGUUAUUACAACAAAGUCAACGAAAAAAAUAAUUGUGGACCAGUCGCAUGCAUUGAGCCGGUCGCUGACGGUAAUUGUGGGAUGUGCUUGAGAUACUCAGAAGAGACUAAAAUCGUCAACAAAUAUACCAAUCCAAGUCGCGUUCCAGUCACAAUGGAAUAUUUCUUACCUGGGUUGGACUUAAACUGUUUCGCUGAUGACAAUCCGAGUUCGAGUAAAUCAGAAAGUGAAUCAUCUGAUGAUUUGACUUGGCUUUGGAUAACACUUGGUGUGGUUGGUGGACUUGUGGUUGUGGCUCUUGUCAUAGGCGCAAUUGUUGGUGUUGUGUUCUAUGUGUUGAAGAAGAAGAAAUCGUCCGAAUACGCAAAGAUCGAACAGUAA
Messenger RNA from Entamoeba invadens IP1, 1608 nucleotides. RefSeq lists its product as hypothetical. The record is from RefSeq and is a predicted model, not a curated record. The coding region runs from base 1 to 1608 and encodes 535 amino acids. The transcript is spliced from 5 exons. Lineage: Eukaryota; Evosea; Mastigamoebida; Endamoebidae.